Messenger RNA from Sclerotinia borealis F-4128, 876 nucleotides. NCBI's taxonomy places the organism in Eukaryota, Fungi, Ascomycota, Leotiomycetes, Helotiales, Sclerotiniaceae. The record is from the annotation of a GenBank genome assembly.
AUGUCACUUCACUCUUUUCUCGGAUUGUCAUUAUUGACAUUGGCAUCAGUCGCACUGGCGCAAGAUUGUCCAAUUCAAUUUGAAGGGCGUGUACCUGUAGGCACCGUACCAAGUACAUUUGAUAACUCCAGUACAAGUCUCUACAACCCUACCUAUAAUUUUGGAGCGAAUCUCACAUGGAGUCAAAUAAUCAAAAUCCCAACUGAUAUUCCCGCUUCGUUGUAUGACGGGAACUCAUCAGAACCUUUCACGGUUACCCUGUCUGAUGCAUCCAUUUAUGCUCCGUCCUCGACAAAUGUUCAAGUCGGGUUUCGUCGUGCCGAACUCAUGCCAUUAUCAAACAAUGGCUCCGAUACCUCUACAACUGGUAUCAAAACUCUUCAUUUCUCCAUCAUGAAAGAUACCUCUCGUCCAUUGAAUCUCAGCCAUGAAUAUCAAAUCGCCUUUCUUGAAAGUGCAGAUUACAACACCAACCAAGUUGUGUUGAAAACAGGUACUAUACUUGACACAAACAAUUCAGAUUCAAAUGUCUUGAGAGUCGUCGGGAAUGUAAAUGAAGGAGCCACUGAACUCUUUACCACGGUGUUUACUGACGGAUGGCAUAACUUUGGAUUGAAGUUGGAUUUUACCGCCAACACAACACAAGUAUUCUAUUCCGCCUCCUCCUCAGCUCUUGAAUCGGUAACUGAAGUCUUGACCAAUGAUAUCUCCGGACAAGGUCAAUAUCACUUUGGUUUGUUAAAGAAACCAACAGAUUUCGCUGCUGGUGCCGAUAUCUCGAAGAAUGGAUUCCAAGAGAGUGGUAUUGAUGAGGGAUUGAUCUUUGGAGGUAUUUUCAUGGAGGAUAGUGAGGAUUGUGAUGUUGAUGUGUAUUAA